AUGUUUCAGGAAGUUCGAGAACUUUCAGACAAAUUGCAAAACGAAAAAGCAACAGUUUCAAGAGCAGUUGCUCAAAAUCGUGAACUUAAAGAACAGCUAAUCGAAUUGCAAGAUAAGAUUGUCGUUUUAUCACAGGAAAGUAUGGAAAGAGAAAGUGCUCGUUUAAGUGCUCUACAUGUUGUCGAACAACUUCAAACGCAAAUCGAUAAUUAUGAAAAUGGAAAACAAAUUCCUCAUCAGAAAUCCAAUCAGCCAUGUAACGGUUGUGCUGAAAAAAAUCAGAAAUUUUCGCAAAAUGAUAGAUUUAAGGAUUUUGGUGCCUCAACGUCCCUUCCGAAUAUUGUUGAAAGCGAAGCCAAUGAAACAAAACGUUUAAAAGAGGCUCUUGUACUUAAUGAAGCCGAAUUGGCGCAUUUACGAAUCGAAUAUGGAGAAUUAAGGAAAGAACACAGAAGAGUUUAUCAAGAAAAUGAUGAACUUAGAAGAAUUAUGCAACAGAAUUCUGAAGAUGAAAACCAAAACAGCAUCGUAAUUGAGUUGGAGCAAGCCGUUGCGAGAAUAAGUGCCUUAUCUGCUGAAAAUCUCGAAUUGCGUGAAAACCUCGAACUACAGGCGAUCAAUAACAAUAUCAGUUUAUCCACAAUAAACAACAUAUCACAGUGCGAUUCUAGCAACAGUGAAAAUUAUAUUGCUGGGAACGGAUCAACAGCAGCUGAAGUGCCGGUGAUGAGAGAAAAACCUUUAGCUUGGACUGAAUUGGAAGCUCGUUUUUCUGACGCAAUGCGUCAAAAUGCGGAACUGAUCGAAGAAAAGGAAUAUUUAGAACAUAUUAUCCUGCAACUACAAAGCGAAAAUGAUACUAUCGGUGAAUAUGUAACAAUCUAUCAACAUCAGAGAAAGAUGGUAAGAGAAAGAAUGCGACAGCGUGAAGAAGCGAUGGCCAAACUAUCUUUAGAAAAAACUAAAAUGCAACAAAAGUUGAUGGAGCUGCAAAGCUGUUUAGUAAAUAUUUUUACCAAAUACGGUAUCAUACAAGAAUAUGAGCAAAAUAAAACAUCAGGAAAACCAAAUAUCAAUAUUGUUUCGAAACGGAAGAAUAAAAUGCGUACUUACAGUCAUAGUAUUGUCGAUGAAAUUUCUGGUAGUAAUGAAGUCAUAGUUGGCGACCAAAAUAAAAAUGAACUUGCAGUCCUUUCUGAGGCUAAAGAUAGUCGUUCCGGUGGAUCAGAUGUUGUUGGUGAAGCUAGUUCUCUUAAUGGUUUUGUGUCAAAGAAGUCAAUCGGAAUUGACGAUGAGUUCAGUGUCAAAAGAAUUAUGAAUAUUAUAACAGAAUUACAAGACAGUGGACGCGCGAUGAUGUUCCCGCCUUGUGGUCCAAAUGUACAUUGUCCUGAAUGUAGUGGUAAACUUAUAAACUUGUGA
Messenger RNA from Dracunculus medinensis (Guinea worm), 1422 nucleotides. The record is from the annotation of a GenBank genome assembly. NCBI's taxonomy places the organism in Eukaryota, Metazoa, Nematoda, Chromadorea, Rhabditida, Dracunculidae.